UAUCGAGAUGGCGCUGAUGUUUACAAAUUUUAAGUUAAUGGCGAUAGUCAAUGAUGGUAUCAUAUAUUUCAUGACAUACGUAACAUAAGUAAUCAAAGCGUGGAACUGUGGUGUGUAGUGACACUUGUUAUGUGCACGUGAAUAUUUUGCAGCAAAUAUAAUUGUUGUUUAUCGCAUCUUUGAAAUUUGAAAGAAUUAUAAGAAAUGGUAAAUGUUCUGAAAGGAAUUCUUGUAGAAUGUGAUGCGGCUAUGAAACAAUUCCUUCUACAUUUAGAUGAAACACUUGCUUUGGGAAGAAAGUUUAUAAUUCAAGAUCUGGAUGAAAGGCAUUUAUUUAUAUCCAUUGAUAUUUUAGAAACAUUACAAGCAAAAGUGGAUGAUCUUAUGGAUCAAAUAUCAUUUCCAUUAGCUGAAAAAGGAAUAUAA
Molecule: messenger RNA, 426 nt
Organism: Vespula pensylvanica (western yellowjacket)
Lineage: Eukaryota; Metazoa; Arthropoda; Insecta; Hymenoptera; Vespidae
Gene: Tfb5
Product: general transcription factor IIH subunit 5
Exons: 2
Coding region: 205-426 (73 amino acids)
Biological process (GO): transcription initiation at RNA polymerase II promoter; transcription by RNA polymerase II; nucleotide-excision repair
Cellular component (GO): transcription factor TFIIH core complex; transcription factor TFIIH holo complex
Source: RefSeq, a predicted model, not a curated record